This is a messenger RNA of Dendronephthya gigantea, 1998 nucleotides long. RefSeq names its product scavenger receptor cysteine-rich domain superfamily protein-like. Bases 319 to 1998 code for a protein of 559 amino acids. Lineage: Eukaryota; Metazoa; Cnidaria; Anthozoa; Malacalcyonacea; Nephtheidae. The record is from RefSeq and is a predicted model, not a curated record. The transcript is spliced from 6 exons. Gene Ontology annotation, cellular component: membrane.
GCGUUGAAGUAUUCUAUCAUGGACAUUGGGGAACAAUCUGUGAUGAUGGUUGGGACAUGAGAGAUGCUAGGGUUGUUUGUCGUCAACUUGGUUAUGAUCUAGAUCAUUCAUAUGCUAGGACACUUCCACGGUACCUUGUUCCUCCCGGUACAGGACAAAUAUGGUUCUCUUACGUUUCUUGCACUGGGGAAGAACAGGACUUAACAAGGUGUUCUCAUAAUGCUUUGGCAAACGAUUUUUGUUCUCACUCUCAUGAUGCUGGUGUAGAAUGUACUUCAAAAGCUGUAAUGGUAAGGUUGCGAGGACCAUCAAGUUCGAAUGGUACUGGUCGGGUUGAGAGGACCAUCAAGUUCGAAUGGUACUGGUCGUGUUGAAGUAUUCUAUCAUGGACAAUGGGGAACAAUCUGUGAUAAUGGAUGGGAUUUGAGAAAUGCCAGGGUUGUAUGUCGUCAACUUGGGUAUCCAGAUGCUGCUAAGGCCCUUAAAGGAGACCAGGUACCCUCUGGUUCUGGAAAGACAUUGUUACCUUCUCUUUACUGCACUGGAAAAGAAAACAAUAUUCUGCACUGUCCUCCUAAAAAUCGGAGGAUUUAUUCCUGCUCUGAUUCUAGCAGUGCCGGAGUUCAAUGUUCAACAAAAGAUUUUUCAACCACACCUGUGCUGGUCAGAUUGCAAGGACGGCUGAGUGCAAAUGGUACUGGUCGUGUUGAAGUAUUUUAUCAUGGACAUUGGGGAACAAUCUGUGAUCGUGUUUGGGAUAUGAGAGAUGCUAGGGUUGUAUGUCGACAACUUGGGUAUGCAAAUGUUGUUAGAAAUCUUGAAAGGCACCAGGUUCCCUCUGGCUCUGGACAGAUAUGGUUAUCUCCCGUCGCUUGUACUGGAAUAGAGCAGAAUAUUAUAAGUUGUUCUCAUAAUUUUUGGAGGAAGAAUGAUUGCUCCCAUAAUUACGACGUCGGAGUAGAAUGUUCCUCAACAGCUAUAACUGCGCCCGUCAGGUUACAAGGACCAUUAAGUGACGAUGGUAUUGGUCGUGUCGAGGUAUUCUACAAUGGAACAUGCGGAACAAUCUGUGACUACGAUUGGGAUUUAAGAGAUGCCGGGGUGGUGUGUCGUCAACUUGGUUAUCCAUUUGCUUCAAGGGCCUUCCGAGGGAGAUCGAGCCACGUUCCUUCUGGUUCAGGAAAGAUAUGGUUAAGCAAUUUCCAAUGUACUGGAUCGGAGCGUAGUAUUGCCAGUUGUGUUAAUAGAGGUUGGGGUGUUACUUAUUGCUCACAUUCAACAGACGUGGGAGUUGAAUGUAGUACAACAGAUUUUACAACUACACCUGUGUCGCUAAGGUUACAAGGACCAUCAAGUGAAAAAGGGACAGGUCGUGUUGAAGUGAUGUAUCAUGGAUAUUGGGGUACAAUCUGUGAUUAUUCAUGGGAUUUGAGAGAUGCUAGGGUUGUAUGCCAUCAACUUGGCUAUCUGGACGCUGUCAGAACUCUUCAAAGAGACGAAGUCCCUGCAGGUUCUGGGCAAAUCCUUUUGAGAUAUAUCCAUUGUACAGGGGAAGAGCACAAUAUAACAAGUUGUUCCCAUAGUUCUUGGGGAGUCAGUGGUAAUUGCCCCCAUUAUGACAACGCUGGUGUUCAAUGUUCCACAACAGUUAUAGCCGCGCCAAUUAGGUUACAAGGGCUAUCACGUAAAGAAGGUAUUGGUCGUGUUGAAUUAUUCUACAAUGGACAAUGGGGAACAAUUUGUGAUACAGAUUGGGAUUUUAAAGAUGCUAGGGUUGUAUGUCGUCAACUUGGUUAUCCUGAUGCUGUUAAAACUCUUAAAAGGAAGCAAUUGGUUCCUCCUGGCUCAGGAAAAAUAUGGUUGACCAAUGUUCGUUGUACUGGGAAAGAAAAAAAUAUUACAAGUUGUUUUCAUCGAGGUUGGGGGAAUGCUGAUCGAUCUUGCUCUCAUUCUCGUGACGCUGGGGUUGAAUGUUCCAUGACAGGUAAUAAUAUUUAA